CUAUUCCAUUAUAUUACCUGCACUUCCUCCAAUCUACAUCUGUUUGGUCGACCUUGACAUUAUGCCUCAAUCUCUGUGUGUCGAUACCUUUAUUGUUCCUGUUGGCAAGGAGAACCGAUUAUGCAAGCAGUUCAACACAGCCUGUCGCUCUUUCACCACGUGCACUUUAGGGCAGGCAAGUUCGUCCCAUUUACUCAAACUAAAAUUUUCCCAUACUUGUCUGCAUCUGCCUGGACCUUUUUCCCUCUUGAACCUACAAGAAGACCACAAAAUAAGUUCGCUCGCCCAAAGCUGCCAUCUUGGAAUGGCGGAUCAUGCUGUAAUUCAAAUGGCAGCACCAGAUCUCUCGUUACAGAUAUCUGAAAAUGCUUAUCGUGCUAACACUAUCAACAAACAAGAUAUACUCCCUUCCACAAGAACUCAUUGACGCCAUCAUCGACGAGAUACAUAACGACUCUGACCCAAAGACCGUCCAGCGCACCCUGAAAUUGUGCAACCUCAUCGGCAGGAUCUUUGUCCGCAGAACACGAGAGCACCUAUUCCGCCACAUCACGAUUCGGUCGAUUCCCGAAUGUCAAAAACUCCUUGCCCUAUCCCAAGUCCACUCAUUGACCACAUCCCUCAGCAUCAUAUUCCAGAGUCCUGUGCCCGGCGGCAGAGGCUGUCAAACAAUAUCCACUUUGACCGAGCUUCCUUCUCUUAUUGAUGUGCUCCAUAACGUCAAUACCAUCAGGCUCUGCGAUGUGGACUGGAAAUCCCUAUCUCAGCGAUUCAUUGAUUCCCUGGCAUCGCGGUCCUUCGUGUCCAUCACCCUUAUGUACACACAUUUUCCCGAUUCCAACGCUUUCUACUCUUUCCUAUCUCACUCACCCAACCUCCGCCAGUUCUCCUGUUUCAAGACGACCAUCGAUAGCAAUGAUCGUCCUCCCUUCGGCGCUUCUCAUCGGCCAUGUAUCACCGAGCUGUCUCUCCGGAAAAUGUAUCAGAUACCAGCUAUGCUAUUGUCGCCUGCCCUCUCCCCUAUGAAUCUGCAGAGCCUGCGAGUUCUCGACGUGUUCCUAGACGAAGUUGGCCAAUUUGAGCAGGCGCAUCGACUGAUGAACCUAACUGCGCAUUCUCUCGAAGUUCUUCGCGUCUCUCAAUUGUUAACACGACCAGAAGAUCGAUUGCAGUAUCUCCCCAUUGAACGUUUGAAGUCUAUCAUGAUUGAGACAUAUGAUUUUCACCUAGCUGUCUUCGACUGGUGGAUCGAACAUUUCGAGAAGCACCCAGCCAUGCAAUGCUCUUGUAUGCACCUCUUUGUCUGCGUACUCACCAAUCAGGUUCGCACAUUAGCAAACUACGCUGGUUGGAAGAGAUUGGAUAUCGCUCUAUCUCGGACUUCCAUCCGCUCGCUUGUUGUUAUACUCUUCGCGACAAGUGAUAUAAUACUAUUCAAGAAGCAAAACGCAAUGAAAUCUGCAGUCGAGGACAAUCUCCCUAUCUUGAUGAGCCGUAGGAUCGCGCGUGUUCAUGUCGAUUUGUACAAGAAGCCAGCUGUAGGCGGAAAUUUCCUUCUAAACUAAGGGACAAUGUUGAGUAUUAUAUUGCGUCUCAGUAUUCGCAUAUGUAUCUAUAAAUUUCUGAGAGGAUCCAAAGG
Molecule: messenger RNA, 1639 nt
Organism: Desarmillaria tabescens
Lineage: Eukaryota; Fungi; Basidiomycota; Agaricomycetes; Agaricales; Physalacriaceae
Exons: 5
Coding region: 366-1565 (399 amino acids)
Source: RefSeq, a predicted model, not a curated record